Saccostrea cuccullata (small rock oyster) is the source of this 539-nucleotide messenger RNA. RefSeq names its product small ribosomal subunit protein uS13. Gene Ontology annotation, cellular component: cytosol; ribosome; small ribosomal subunit. The transcript is spliced from 5 exons. The coding region runs from base 31 to 489 and encodes 152 amino acids. Gene Ontology annotation, biological process: translation. Lineage: Eukaryota; Metazoa; Mollusca; Bivalvia; Ostreida; Ostreidae. Gene Ontology annotation, molecular function: RNA binding; structural constituent of ribosome. The record is from RefSeq and is a predicted model, not a curated record.
CAGUUUUGCCUCUUCCGCUGAAUUAUCAACAUGGCUUUGAUAGUGCCAGAAAAGUUUCAGCACAUUCUUCGUAUCCUCAAUACAAAUAUUGAUGGAAGAAGAAAAGUUAUGUUCGCCAUGACUGCCAUCAAGGGUAUUGGUAGACGAUAUGCUCAUGUUGUCUGCAAGAAAGCUGAUGUAGACAUCACAAAGAGGGCUGGAGAACUCUCCGAUGAGGAGAUUGACAAAAUUAUCACCAUUAUGCAGAACCCCCGACAGUAUAAAAUCCCUGACUGGUUCCUUAACAGACAGAAGGACAUCAAGGACGGUAAAUACAGCCAGGUCAUGUCCAACUCCCUGGACAACAAACUCCGUGAGGAUCUGGAGCGACUGAAGAAGAUCCGCGCACACAGAGGUCUACGACACUACUGGGGUUUGAGAGUAAGAGGUCAGCACACGAAGACCACAGGAAGAAGAGGAAGAACUGUGGGUGUGGCCAAGAAGAAGUAAACUCUGUAUAUGUGAAUGUUAAAGUAAAAAAAAAAGACAGAAAAAACAAA